Molecule: messenger RNA, 2235 nt
Organism: Peromyscus eremicus (cactus mouse)
Lineage: Eukaryota; Metazoa; Chordata; Mammalia; Rodentia; Cricetidae
Gene: Ablim1
Product: actin binding LIM protein 1
Exons: 23
Coding region: 59-2203 (714 amino acids)
Biological process (GO): cilium assembly; lamellipodium assembly; cytoskeleton organization
Cellular component (GO): actin cytoskeleton; stress fiber
Molecular function (GO): actin filament binding
Source: RefSeq, a predicted model, not a curated record
CAGAGCCAGGUGAAGUAAAGCCGAAACCCAGAGCCUGGUACAGGUUAAUACCCCGGAAAUGACUGCAGUAGCGGACCCUCGUCACCUCUCUGAAGACUGCAAAGUGGCCCAUCCUCAGGACCCUCACCACUCAUCAGAGAAACCUGCCAUUCACUGCCAUAAAUGCGGGGAGCCAUGCAAGGGCGAAGUACUCCGGGUCCAGACCAAGCAUUUCCAUAUCAAAUGUUUCACCUGCAAAGUGUGCGGCUGCGACCUGGCCCAAGGAGGCUUCUUCAUAAAGAACGGGGACUAUUUGUGCACCCUGGACUACCAGAGGAUGUACGGGACACGGUGCCACGGCUGUGGGGAGUUCGUGGAGGGCGAGGUGGUCACUGCCCUGGGCAAGACCUACCAUCCCAACUGCUUUGCCUGUACCAUCUGCAAGCGCCCGUUUCCACCCGGAGACCGAGUCACAUUCAAUGGGAGAGACUGUCUUUGUCAACUUUGUGCACAGCCGAUGUCUUCCAGCCCCAAAGAAGCCACCUGCUCAAGCAACUGCGCUGGCUGUGGAAGGGACAUUAAGAACGGGCAGGCACUGCUGGCCCUGGACAAGCAAUGGCAUUUGGGCUGCUUCAAGUGCAAGUCCUGCGGGAAGGUCCUUACCGGCGAGUACAUCAGCAAGGACGGCUCCCCAUACUGUGAAAAGGACUACCAGGGACUCUUUGGAGUGAAGUGUGAAGCCUGUCACCAGUUUAUCACAGGAAAAGUCCUAGAGGCAGGUGACAAACACUAUCACCCCAGCUGCGCACGAUGCAGCAGAUGCAACCAGAUGUUCACAGAAGGGGAAGAAAUGUAUCUUCAAGGUUCUACCGUGUGGCAUCCCGACUGUAAGCAGUCCACCAAGACAGAGGAGAAGCUGCGGCCCACCAGGACCUCCUCUGAAAGUAUUUAUUCUAGACCAGGCUCCAGCAUCCCUGGCUCACCAGGUCAUACUAUCUAUGCAAAAGUAGACAAUGAAAUACUGGAUUACAAGGAUUUAGCAGCCAUUCCCAAGGUCAAGGCAAUUUAUGAUAUUGAGCGUCCAGACCUCAUUACCUAUGAGCCCUUCUACACUUCAGGCUAUGAGGACAAGCAGGAGAGACAGAGCCUUGGAGAGUCUCCAAGGACUUUGUCUCCUACUCCAUCAGCAGAAGGUUACCAGGAUGUUCGGGAUCGGAUGAUCCACCGGUCCACCAGCCAGGGCUCCAUCAACUCCCCUGUCUACAGUCGUCAUAGUUACACUCCGACCACAUCCCGCUCACCACAGCAUUUCCACCGACCUGGCAAUGAGCCGUCCAGCGGCCGGAGCUCCCCUCUCCCUUACCGGCCCGACAACCGCCCUCUAACUCCAACUUACGCUCAGGCCCCUAAACAUUUCCAUGUUCCAGAUCAAGGGAUCAACAUUUACCGAAAACCUCCCAUCUACAAACAGCAUGAUGCAGCUGCCUUGGCAGCCCAGAGCAAGGCUUCAGAAGACAUCAUCAAGUUUUCCAAGUUCCCAGCGGCCCAGGCGCCAGAUCCCAGCGAGAUACCAAAGAUUGAGACCGACCACUGGCCUGGUCCCCACUCUCUUGCCGCCGUAGGAACUGACAUGAGACGCAGAUCUAGUGGCAGAGAGGAAGAUGAGGAGGAGCUCCUGAGACGCCGGCAACUUCAAGAAGAGCAACUGAUGAAGCUCAACUCAGGCCUGGGGCAGUUGAUACUGAAGGAGGAGAUGGAGAAGGAGAACAGAGAAAGAGCGUCCCUGCUGGCCAGUCGCUACGACUCUCCCCUGCACUCAGCCGCACAUGCUCCAUCAUCAAAAACUUCGUCUCUCCCUGGUUACGGCAAGAACGGCCUUCACCGGCCGGUUUCCACAGACUUUGCUCAGUACAACAGCUACGGAGAUGUCAGUGGCGGAGUUCGAGACUACCAGACCCUUCCAGAUGGCCACAUGCCAGCCAUGAGAAUGGACCGAGGCGUGUCCAUGCCCAACAUGUUGGAACCAAAGAUAUUUCCCUAUGAAAUGCUCAUGGUGACCAACAGAGGGCGCAACAAAAUCCUAAGAGAUGUGGAUAGAACCCGGCUGGAGCGCCACUUAGCCCCAGAAGUAUUUUGGGAAAUCUUCGGGAUGUCCAUACAGGAAUUUGACAAGUUACCUCUUUGGAGACGCAACGACAUGAAGAAAAAAGCUAAACUCUUCUAAGUCCCCCGAAUAAAUGACAAUCAGGAAGUGAC